Molecule: messenger RNA, 4178 nt
Organism: Rhea pennata
Lineage: Eukaryota; Metazoa; Chordata; Aves; Rheiformes; Rheidae
Gene: PI16
Product: peptidase inhibitor 16
Exons: 7
Coding region: 446-2866 (806 amino acids)
Cellular component (GO): extracellular region
Source: RefSeq, a predicted model, not a curated record
AGAAAAGAAGAUAAUUGUGGAUGGACACAAUAAAUACCGCUCCCAGGUCUCUCCUCCUGCUGUGGACAUGCUGAAGAUGGUACUUGGAAGGGCACUACUGUUUAUCAUAGCUAGUCGGAGUGCUUCACUCUUUCGGUCGCAAUGCGCUUCGAGGAGACUUCCCUGACUGGACCAGAACUUGCACAGAAUGAACUAAAUGUUUGUGGGUUGAUUAGGAGGAGUUUGCCUGGCAAACAAAGCACGAAAGGCUUAGAGAGCAGAGAGAGUCUAACAGGUGAUUUCAGAGUCAAAGGGAACAGCGCAAGGACCGUACGCAGCAUGAUUCCCAUGGAAACCCCCCAAGAGCUGGGACACGGAGCUGGAGGCCUUUGCUCAAGCCUAUGCAGAGAAGUGCAUCUGGGACCACAACAAGGAGAGGGGCCGACGAGGAGAAAACCUCUUUGCUAUGACCCCAACCCUGGACCUGGAAUUUGCUGUGGAAGACUGGAACGGGGAGGAGAAAUACUACAACUUAACAACCGCCACGUGCACCCCUGGGCAGAUGUGUGGCCAUUACACCCAGGUGGUCUGGGCAAGCACACAUCGUAUUGGCUGUGGGGUGAAGUUUUGUGCAAAGAUCGACGGUAUUGAAACAGAGGACAUGUACCUGCUUGUCUGCAACUAUUAUCCCCCGGGUAAUAUGAAAGGCCGAAAGCCGUACAAGGAAGGAUCCUCGUGUUCCCAGUGCCCAGAGGGUACCUUGUGUGUCAACUCCUUGUGUGAACCCACUGUAGAAGAGACCACUACAUCCUCUGUGACAACAAAGGCAAGCCCAUCCACCACAGCCACGGCCAAGCCAAAACCCCCAACCACGCUACCCACCACAGCCACGGCCAAGCCAAAACCCACAACCACGCUACCACCCACAACCACGCUACCCACCACAGCCAAGCCGAAACCCACAACCACGCUAUCCACCACAACCACAGCCAACCCAAAACCCACAACCACACUGCCCACAACCACGCUACCCACCACAACCACAGCCAAGCCAAAACCCACAACCACGCUACCCACCACAGCCAAGCCAAAGCCCACAACCACGCUUCCCACCACAACCAUGCUUCCCACCACAACCACAGCCAAGCCAAAACCCACAACCACGCUACCCACCACAGCCAAGCCAAAGCCCACAACCACGCUUCCCACCACAACCACACUACCCACCACAACCACAGCCAAGCCAAAACCCACAACCAUGCUACCCACCACAACCACACUACCCACCACAGCCAAGCCAAAACCCACAAUCAUACUACCCACCACAACCAUGGCCAAGCCAAAACUCACAACCACGCUACCCACCACAACCACAGCCAAGCCAAAACCCACAACCACGCUACCCACCACAACCGUGGCCAAGCCAAAGCACACAACCACGCUACCCACCACAACCACAGCCAAGCCAAAGCCCACAACCACACUACCCACCACAACCACAGCCAAGCCAAAACCCACAACCACACUACCCACCACAACCGUGGCCAAGCCAAAGCACACAACCACACUACCCACCACAACCACAGCCAAGCCAAAGCCCACAACCACACUACCCACCACAACCGCGGCCAAGCCAAAGCCCACAACCACACUACCCACCACAACCACAGCCAAGCCAAAACCCACAACCACACUACCCACCACAACCAUGGCCAAGCCAAAGCCCACAACCACACUACCCACCACAACCGUGGCCAAGCCAAAGCCCACAACCACACUACCCACCACAACCACGGCCAAGUCAAAACCCACAACCACGCUUCCCACCACAACCACGGCCAAGUCAAAACCCACAACCACGCUUCCCACCACAACCACGGCCAAGCCAACACCCACAACCACGCUUCUUACCACAACCACGGCCAAGCACAAACCUGCAACACUGGCACCUACUACAACCACAUCAUCAACCACAACUACAUUAGCAACCUCAGCCAAGCCAAAACCCACAACCACACUACCAGUCAAGACAAAACCCACCAUGCCAGCAGCUACCACAACAGCAGCCAAGCCCAAACCUACAACACCAGCACCCACCACAGCCAAGCCAAAGCUCACACAGCCAGUGCCUACCACAAGCAUUACAGCCAAACCAACACCCACCACACCAACACCCACCACAACUACUUCUGUGGCCAAACCAAAACCCACUGCUACAACAUCAGCAAAGCCAAAACUCACUACCACAACACCAGUACCUACCACAGUGAUAACAACUCUGCAACAGAAACCUACCACAACUACAAAGCCAGCACUCACCAAAACAGAAGGACCUAUUCCUACUGAGGCAGAUGGGCUAACGCUGUCCUUUGAGCCCACGUUAGACUUGGAUUAUAAAAUAUCUCCAGACACAGAGGCAGACACUGGAGAGCCUGUUACCCCCUUAACAAGUGAGGCUCCUGCCUUAUUAGAAACGGGCACAGCCUUCAGCCCAAAAUCAGUCCCAGAAACAAAUAAAGGUGUGAAAGACAGUGGAAGAGAGAAGCCAGUCUUCUCCUUUUCCAGUCCAUCCCCAUCUCUCAGGCAAAUUAUUCCAGAGAUCAAGUUAGGUUUCAAUAAAGCUGAGCUCAUAACUCCCUCAAAGUCAGUGGUCUUCAGCCCUGAAGAGCCCACCUUCUUGCGUUUAACAUCAUCUUCCAAAGAAACAAAGGGGCAGAGCCCCGCUUUCCAGACCUCCCUCUCAGCAGAUGCCCUGAACACUGAAGAAACGGAGACAAAAUCAGAUCAGACAAGCAUGGAACAGCCUAGGGCUGGAGCCCCCAGCACCUCGUUUGGGCUUUCUCUCUUCCUUCUGCCCAGUGUCAUCCUGGUCGGCCUUCUUCUUUGAAUGGUCUUUCUCAACUGUCCCUGCACCAAUUGUCAAGGCUUUCUUCAGCAUUGGUCCAACAACCCUGGUAGGCUUGGGAGGCCCUACGGACAAUUCAGGUUACCACAGUCUCUGCUGGGCCUUCUUCCACUGGCUAACCUGCUCCAGCCUCAUUGUGCCAAGGGUGGCUGGCAGUCCCAUAAGCACUAGGUUCCCUACCUGAGAUCUGAGGGUAGGAAGGUGACUGCCAUUAUGCUGGUGGCCAUGGACACUGACAGCUCACCUUUCUUCACAGCCAGCCUGGGUUUCCAGUCCAUUUCCAAACUGGAAAUGAUAAGCAGUCUCAUCUCCCUGUGUGGCUGGCAGGCCCUGCCUCACUGUUUCCACAGGAAAAGCAGAACACCUUGGAAACCUAAAUGGAGAUGAGAUUUGGUUGUUGGUUUGGUGUUUUUCUAUCAGGAUGAGUUUCCAACAAAAAUGCUCUCUCUCUCUUUUUUUUUUUUUUUUUUUUUUUUUCUCCUGAUGUGCCUUUGUGUCUCAAUUUUGGUAAAGUUUCACCCCUGCUUUCCUUGUCAAAAAAAAGGUGAUGUGUUCUUUAUUCCACAGGAGAGGAAAAAAAAGACUAUUUACUUUUUGUUUCUGAUACAGCCGUGGCCAGUACUAUAAAGAUGUACUCCUUUCUCCUCCUCGCACCUCUGCAGUACUUGCCUCCUACCUCGCUUCUGUCUGCUGUAUGUAUCCAUUCCACAAUUAGUCCAUUGCUGUGACUUUAUUUUACGCACGUGCAUGCAUCUGUGUGCAUGCACAGAAGAAAGCUUGUCAGUACUAGAAAGGAGCUACUAGCUCCUUCAUAAAGCGUUUUUCUGCAUGACUUCCCUCUUUGUGUAACUUAAGCAUAUGAUGUAUUUGAAGUUAGAUACGGAUCCUGGUUGACAUAUAUUUCACAUGUGGUGGAACCUGGUCCAGGAGAAGAAAACUGAUCACGUGCCUUUUGUGCAGUUGGAGCUUGAGAGAUCCCAAGUGAAUGAUGUUAGAGCUAACAACGGUUCCAGGACUAGUUGCAGGACAGCUUUUGCUCUCUGGGACACUCGUGUCUUGUCCCCUCAUGUCUCUGCUCUAUUCAUCUUAAGAUUUCCAGAAGGGUGUGUGAAAUGUGACAAGUUUUGCAGAAGGGACUAGGAGAAACAGUCCUUCCUCUGACUGUUGCAUCCUUUGGUUUCUUAAUGACGAGGUGGAAAAUGACCUGAAAUCCAAUAUUCUUGUCCUCCCUCAGGGUGCUGUUUUCUGUGCAUCCCCCAGGGCACUCACUGAAUAAAUCCUGUUGUGAAAGCCA